AUGGGUGCCGGUGAUUUGAACGUGAAAAAGUCGUGGCACCCACGUCUACAGCGCAAUCAAGAGAAAGUAUGGAAGCAGGAGCAGGAGGCACUGGCGGAGCGUAAAAAGCUCGAUGAAUUGCGCAAAGAGCGCGAACAAGAACGCCAAAUGCAGGAACUGCAGCGCAUUCAUGAAGCUGCUGGUGGCAAACGACGUUCUGAACGCGUUGAAUGGAUGUAUGCAACGCCUGCUACAAGUACAGGGCCUUCAGAAAGCGAAUUAGAGGAUUAUUUGCUGGGCAAAAAACGUGUUGAUAAGCUCCUGCAAGGCAAUGAAGCACAGCAGCUCUCUCGGACAGCAGGACCUGCAGUGUUAAACGAACCGGAAGAAACUAAUACAGCGAAGGAUAUGGCAUUGAAAGUGCGAGAAGAUCCGCUUUUUGCCAUCAAGAAACAAGAACAGGCCAUGUACGAAAUGCUGAUGAAAGACCCUACUCGAAUGCGCCAAAUGCGUGCACGUCUUGGUUUACCUGUGGAAAAAGACGAGAGAUUAGAUCGUUCUCGUCGCGCUCAUAAUCGUGAUCGUGAUCGCGAUCGCGAUCGUGACCGGCACCAUCGUCAUCGACAUCGAGAUCAUCAUUCCGACCGGCAUGACAGACACCGCAGCGAUCGAUACGAAGAAUGGUCAUCGCGUCGUCAUGAAAGUCGUGAUCGCGAUGAACGUGAGUAUGAUCGACGACACUACGACAAUCAUUGUCCGUACGAUGAGCGGUAUCGGCGUGAGAACUAUGAUCGCCGCGAGCGCGAUGACUACGCAAGACAGCGUGAUCGAGAAGCACGACAUGACAAAGACUCGUUUAGAUCCUCCCGUCGCCACUAUGAUACCCCUUCCCGCCACCGCUCACGCUCACCUAAUUGCUCGCGCGUGACAGAAGAGGAUCGCGCAGCAAAGUUGGCGGAGAUGAUGCAGAAUGCGAAGACGAUGGAAGCGGAUCGUGCCUCAAUGAUUGCGAAAGUGACCGAAGAAGAGCAGAAAGAACAAGAAGAGGAAGAGCAGCGUCGAGACAAGGCACAUAAUACGGGCAAGGCCUCCUUUCUAUUGGACCAACAGCGUAAUUUAUGGGGCGAGCAGAGUGGCGGAAUGGAUCUACAUGAACGUCUCCGGCGUGGACGCCAUGCGCUUGAGCGCGUGCAAGAUGACUCGUAA
Malassezia pachydermatis is the source of this 1185-nucleotide messenger RNA. RefSeq lists its product as hypothetical. The transcript has a single exon. NCBI's taxonomy places the organism in Eukaryota, Fungi, Basidiomycota, Malasseziomycetes, Malasseziales, Malasseziaceae. Gene Ontology annotation, cellular component: U2-type spliceosomal complex. The record is from RefSeq and is a predicted model, not a curated record. Bases 1 to 1185 code for a protein of 394 amino acids. Gene Ontology annotation, biological process: mRNA splicing, via spliceosome.